Molecule: messenger RNA, 775 nt
Organism: Nymphalis io (European peacock)
Lineage: Eukaryota; Metazoa; Arthropoda; Insecta; Lepidoptera; Nymphalidae
Gene: RpL10Ab
Product: 60S ribosomal protein L10a
Exons: 5
Coding region: 97-747 (216 amino acids)
Biological process (GO): translation
Cellular component (GO): large ribosomal subunit
Molecular function (GO): RNA binding; structural constituent of ribosome
Source: RefSeq, a predicted model, not a curated record
CAGCGUUUGACGUAUUCCAGGGGCAGAGAUGUCAUUAUCAUAAUAUAUUUCUCUUUUCAGUUUUGACAUCACAUCGACGCGGUUGUAGAAGUCAAAAUGUCGAAGGUAUCGCGUGAUACGCUCUACGAGUGCGUCAAUGCUGUGCUGGAUUCUUCAAAAGAUAAGAAGCGUAACUUCUUGGAAACUGUCGAACUCCAAAUUGGUCUGAAGAACUAUGACCCCCAGAAGGACAAGCGUUUCUCCGGCACCGUCAAGCUAAAGUACAUUCCCAGGCCUAAGAUGCAAGUGUGCGUUCUUGGUGACCAACAACAUUGUGAUGAAGCCAAAACCCUCACUGUACCUUGCAUGGAUGCUGAGGCUCUUAAAAAGUUAAACAAGAACAAGAAGCUUGUCAAGAAACUAGCUAAGAAAUAUGAUGCUUUCCUUGCAUCUGAAUCACUCAUCAAACAGAUCCCCCGUCUUUUGGGUCCUGGUCUGAACAAGGCUGGCAAGUUCCCUGGUCUUCUGUCUCACCAGGAAUCUAUGACCCAGAAAAUUGAUGAGGUUAAAGCUACAAUUAAGUUCCAAAUGAAGAAGGUACUUUGUCUCUCUGUAGCUGUGGGCCAUGUUGACAUGACACCUGAUGAACUAGCACAGAAUGUGCAUCUUUCAAUCAACUUCCUUGUAUCCCUUCUGAAGAAGCACUGGCAAAAUGUGCGAUCACUUCAUAUGAAGUCAACUAUGGGUCCACCUCAGAGAUUGUACUAAAUCUUUACAAUAAAAAUUGACUACUGAA